This is a messenger RNA of Sabethes cyaneus, 879 nucleotides long. RefSeq lists its product as uncharacterized. The transcript has 2 exons. Lineage: Eukaryota; Metazoa; Arthropoda; Insecta; Diptera; Culicidae. The record is from RefSeq and is a predicted model, not a curated record. Gene Ontology annotation, molecular function: protein binding. The coding region runs from base 1 to 879 and encodes 292 amino acids.
AUGGAACAAUUAGAAAAAGCAGUCGUCUCGAAAUUGCUUCAUGACGCUUGGUUUAAGCUAAAAAUUCUGCAGCUCAAUCCUUCAAUUGAUAACAUUUUUGAUGAAACAGGCAGUUAUUCUGUACGACAGCUGUUAGAGCAAAAAAUUCAAUACCUGGAAAGCGUGGACCUUCGUCUCCUGAAUCAUAGUAAUCAAACUUUGCUAGUAGACUCCAACGAAGAACAGUUUCAUCGAAAUUCGAUAGAUUCGUUUGAUGAUAUUGAUAGAUAUGCAUUGCUUUGUAGUGAAGAUCGUAUCCUUUCAAGGCAACUUGAAAAUUUGAGGCGGCUGCAUGACCUAACACAUUAUGACUUGGUGAAUGAAUUUAGUCUCGCAAUAUCGAAAAACAUUUUUGUCCGUAAAUGGGAACAGUCUCGAAUGGAACAAUUGACCCAUACAAUGGACGAGCCGUACAGAGCCCUCGAACAAUCAUCUCGCAAAAAAGAAGCAAACAUUCAGAUGGCUCUGAAGGCAAACAGACUAAUUGACCAGUACUACUCGUGGCAGCUGGAGAAAACUGGGGAAAACGUCGAUGGUUGGAUGGAACGUUUUCAACGGGAGAAGGAAGACGUGGACAGCCGUUUGCAGCGGGGACGAGCGCAGAAAAGACGUUGGGAUGAUAUGAAGCAGCAAAGUGAACGUUGGAAGGAAGAAAUUGCACACUUGGAAAAACUGGAAUCCGAACAUCAGACUAGGAUAACGCGCAGGGAAGCUGCCAUUAAAAUUCAGAAGUGGUGGCGAUCAGUGAUGACUCGACUAGGAAUUGUAGCGAAACGAAGAAGGAAACCCAAGAGAAAACGUAAAGCAAAGGCGAGUAAAAAGGAGAAAAAGGGGAAAUGA